Messenger RNA from Benincasa hispida (wax gourd), 818 nucleotides. The record is from RefSeq and is a predicted model, not a curated record. NCBI's taxonomy places the organism in Eukaryota, Viridiplantae, Streptophyta, Magnoliopsida, Cucurbitales, Cucurbitaceae.
AUCCUUCCGAGAUCAAAAUUUCAAAUAUUUAAUUCAAAUAACUUCUCAAGAAAUGUGGUGAAAUCUUAUCGUUGCUGUGAACGAUGAGUUUGAUGGGCCCAUCGCCGGUGGUUGUUGCCGCUUCUCAUUCCGAUCAAUCACACAGUCUUCACAACGUUUUCGUCUAUGGAAGCCUCUUAGCCGAUGACGUCGUUCGUGUUCUUCUGAAGCGCAUUCCUCAGUCGUCUUCUGCUGUUCUCCAUGGCUACCAGAGAUUUAGCGUUAGAGGACGUGUUUAUCCAGCUAUUUUGCCUGUUGAGAAUAAGAGAAUUACUGGAAAGGUUCUCUUUGGCAUCACGAAUCCAGAAAUGGAUAUUUUGGAUAUGUUUGAAGAUGUUGAAUAUGAAAAAAACGUUGUUGAGGUUUCCUUGGUGGAUGGUUCGGAGAAACUAGCAGCUCUUACCUAUGUUUGGAGCAGCAGCAGCGAUGCAGACUUCUUGUAUGGAGAGUGGAAUUUCGAGGAAUGGAAACAGUCGCAUAUGGACGACUUUGUACAGAUGACUACUAGAUUUGUAGAAGAGUUGCAAUUGCCUGAGCCAAAGUCAAGAGUGGCAACUUAUGAAUCAUUCUACCAUAAAGGAGUAGGAGCAAUGUUCCUGAAGACAUUGGGCAGGCAAGCUGGACCGCCUGUAGAGGUGUGGAUUGCACUCAUUCAAAGAAAGUCAUCUUCCGGUCCAUAUCUCACAUCUUUGUUUAAAUGCUUUCUUUAAUUUCUGUCUUUAUGGAUUUCUGAACUUUGUCUUUUACUACUUCAUUUGAUUUGUUUCAUGACUUUAUGC